CUGGGAUGAUUCCUGGCUCUGCCGCACCUCCUCUUUUUUCCCACUCCACAGACUUGCGGCGUAACCCUUCCAUUUCUUCUCUCCGAAUCAAACAGCUGAAGGAGUCGUCGAGUUGUCAACCGUUUGCGUCGCCUGCCUGCUCGCAGUCUCCAGGCGUAAGAAUUCGCUACUGAGGAUGAACGUCCUUUUGUCGCCGCAACCUCCGAUCCUUCCUCAUCAAUACGAAAACAGUCGGCUCCCACCGCCACUAUCCGCCGCAACCUGCAGCAUGGCUUCCAGAAAGCGGAAGGCCGAUGACGAAAACGAUGAGAUGUCGGUAUCUCCGUCAAGCUCACCUGCGACGUCUUCGAGGCAACUUGCGAGACCAGCGAAAAAGGUUCGAGGCGGCAGCGACAUGGCUGGGCGGCCAUUAUCUCUUCCCCGGCUCCUCGAGACUCUCGACAACACACAACUGCGGACCGUCCUCCAGAAAAUUUGCGAGCGUCAUCCGGACAUUGGGCAGGAGGUUGUGACGAGUGCGCCGCGGCCAUCAGUCGCUUCAGCACUUCAGGUUCUGGGCGAAUACCAAGAAAAAUUGCGUGCCGCCGUUCCCUUUGGCCACUCGAGUUCCGACUACACUUAUUUCCGAGUUAAGCAACCGCUCAUUGCACUCAUUGACGCCCUUUCCGACUUCACGCCGCAGUUCCUCCCGCCAGUCGAACAGCAAGCAAACAUAUCCUUACAGUACCUAGAUGCCGCGACCAAGGUUAUCCAUGAGUUGCCCGACUGGGAGAGCCAACAAUAUCGGCAUCACAAGGACAAUGCCUACGAUGAGAUUUCGGGAGCAUGGGCGCUGGUGAUCACUGAGGCAGCGAAAAGAGGAGGCGGUUUUGCUCUGCACACGGGCGGCUGGGAACAGAGGCUGGCCAAGCACAACCAACAGUCUGGAGGAAAACUGGAGCAAGGAAUGAAUGCCAUGGCAAACGAGGUCGGGUGGAUGCGCAACAACUCGAAUGCCCCAUCGUCAGGCUCCUCCAGCUUGUCUGACCAGAAUUCGAUUUUGAACCAGCUGGUCAACGGCACUUACGGCUCACCGGUCCGUGUCGGUCCUUGUCCUGGCGAUCAACAUACCAGAAUUGCGAACCCAUUUCAACCACCACAACAGCGCAUCUCUGAAUACACUGCGCAAGAAAUUGCCACAUUACAGAGCCGACUCGAGAAGCAACUCGGGCCCGAAUACAUCUCCUCCCGCGCCGGCCCGUCAGGGCAAAAGGUACACUACAUCAGUGCCGAGAAAUGCAUCGCACUUGCCAACGAGGUUUUCGGCUUCAAUGGAUGGUCCUCAAGCAUCCAGGACCUCCAGGUUGAUUUCGUCGAUGAAAAUCCGCAGACGCUCAAGGUCAGCCUCGGCCUAUCGGUCGUUGUCCGCGUCACCCUACGCGAUGGGACGUAUCAUGAAGAUCUGGGAUACGGACACAUUGAGAACUGCAAGGGCAAGGCUGCCGCGUUUGAGAAGGCGAAGAAGGAGGGGACUACCGAUGCUCUGAAGCGCGCCCUGAGACACUUUGGCAAUGUGCUCGGUAACUGCAUCUAUGACAAGUCGUAUCUGGCCAAGGUCACCAAGAUGAAGGUGGCACCGGCGAAAUUUGAUGAGAGCUGUCUGCAUCGGCACCCUGAUUUUGUGGUUAAGAAGGAGCCCCCAGAGGGCGAUACGUCUACGGGCGAGAUGAGCGCACCGCCGCCUCCUGAGCUGCCGUCCGCAGAAUCAUUUGAGGACUUUCUAGGCGAAUUUGAUGAAGCGGACUUCAAUAUAUCCGAGGAGGGCCACCCUGACUAUGUCGUCCUACCGAACUCAAAUCAUACAGACUCCGCCAAAAGUGACCAAACUCUGGCCAGAGCCGGUUCCACCGGCAGCAUAAACUCUAGACAGCCGCCACAAACACCAAAUCAGCACUCAGGCCGGCCCAACGCAAACGCAUUAGCUACUGCACAAAGCCGUGUGCCACCCGGCGGCACUCGCGCACCACCACAAUUCAACCAAAACCGACCCCCAGGCCAGCCCAACAAUAUCAAGCCUGCCCUACAAACUCAUAUGACCCCUCCCCCUGCUGGGGCUGACAAUGCUGUAGCGCCCACAGGCGGCGGCGAAGUUGUCGGCUUCUUCUCAGCACGGGCCGUAAACCAGUUGCCUGAAGAAUCGCUUGCCAACGGCCAGGUAGCACCCAAAGCAGGUCUUGCUUUCAAUCCCCGACUAGACAGCCCGUCAAUCCGCAAGACGCCUGGAAUAGAUCACACGAAGUCAAAGCCCGUCGCCCGUAACGGACAGCACGUCCCUCCGGCGACAACGCACAAUGCGGAGGAGACCAGCGGACUAGGUUCUGGUUCCAAGCCUGGGAUGCCGCCCCCACCGUUAGCCCUUGGAGGCGGAGGAGGAGGGGGAGGAGGGGGAGGAGGGGGAGGAGGGGGAGGCGGAGGAACGGGGUCAGGAGCGAGGCCCGCGGGCCCGCCGCUGGCAAGGGCCAACGCAGUCGUUAACCCUGCCCUGGACCAGACCAGGCGCAUCGGGGCCCCUGGUUCUUCGAGUCCACUAGCCAACAGGGGCUCGUAUCGUCCACCUACUAUAAUGAAGAGGCCUGCUCCUGGGGCGGCGCCUGCGACGGCUGGGACAGGAGGGGGAGGUGGUGGGGGUGGUGAUGGGGAUAUGAGGACCCCAUUAUCGGAUACGUCGACUAAUAUGCCGGUUGGGAAUGCUAAUGGAAAUGGAAGUGGGAAUGGGAAUGGGAAUGAAACUGGGCCAGAGGUGAAAAGGCAGAGGGUUUCAUGA
Canariomyces notabilis is the source of this 2803-nucleotide messenger RNA. Its product is annotated as Cut8-domain-containing protein. Lineage: Eukaryota; Fungi; Ascomycota; Sordariomycetes; Sordariales; Chaetomiaceae. Gene Ontology annotation, cellular component: nucleus. Bases 176 to 2803 code for a protein of 875 amino acids. The record is from RefSeq and is a predicted model, not a curated record. The transcript is spliced from 6 exons. Gene Ontology annotation, biological process: double-strand break repair via single-strand annealing; mitotic recombination; DNA recombinase assembly.